CCACGCACGACAGCCGCCAGACCUUUUUGCCGCUGUUUGCUGCUGAUCUCCGAUGCCUGCCCUGAUCGCACCAUGACCGUCAUCCAGAAGAAGCGCAAGUAUGCCUCUGCCGACGAGCAGCAGGCCGAUGCGGCCGAGGAUUUUGGACAGAAAUACCAUUGCGACUCGUGCCAGACCGACAUCACAAACAUGAUCCGAAUCCGCUGCGCCGAAUGUCCGGAUUUCGAUCUGUGUCUGGACUGCUUUGCCAGGGGCGUUGAGCUAGGAGGUCAUCGGAACAUUCACUGCUACCGGAUCAUGGAAAUGCUGGAUUUCUCCAUCUUUGACGACGAAUGGGAUGCCGAGGAGGAACUUAUGCUGGUCGAGGGCCUGGAGUUGUUUGGCCUCGGCAACUGGGACCAGAUCUCGGAGCACAUCGGGACAAAAAACAAGCUGGAAUGCGCCAAACACUACAACGAGAUUUACAUCCAGUCGGCAACAUGGCCAUCGCCGACACCAUCCCGGAGUUUCUCGGGGAUGCAGCGGCGAGUCGGCCCGAAAGAGCGCAAACCGGCACUGACGCAGAAGGCAAACAGGUCAACGGCCAUGUCGAGUCAGCCGGCAAACCACGAAAUUGCAGGAUAUAUGCCUGGGCGAAUGGAGUUUGACGCCGAGUACGAUAACGAAGCCGAGCAAAUCGUCAAGGACAUGGUGUUUGAGGACGCGGAUCUGCCCGAAGACAUGGAAUUCAAGUGCACCAUCCUGAAUAUCUACAACGGGGUUCUGGAUCGGCGCAUGGAGCGCAAAAAGUUUAUGUUUGAGCGCAAGCUGCUCAACUUUCGACAGAUCCAAGCGGCGGAAAAGAAGCGGCCCAAGGAAGAGAAGGAGCUAGCAGCCAAGAUGCGGGUCUACGCAAAGAUGCAGACGGCCGACGACUUUGAGACACUGAUGGACGGGCUAAAUAAUGAAAUGCGCCUGAAGCAGCGGAUCGCGCAGCUGCAAGAAUACCGCCGGGCCGGCAUCACAGCAUACAAAGAAGCGGCCGAGUACGAGAAGGACAAGCUGGCGCGGACAACAAGCUACAAGACCAUGACCCGGGAUCUGUUUCUGGAUCGCACGCCGUCGCGGCAUUCUGCACGGAGCCGUGUCGAUGACAUCAAGGGCGAGAGCUUCCUGGUGCCGUCGCGGACCGGCACCCCUGCCCGUGGCAAUUCGGUCCCUGGAUCGCCCAACGCAGCACUCGUCCCCCCAGCCCAGUCACCAACCAGCGCGGCAGGGCGACGGCCUGCGACACCUCUGGAUAUCACGGCGUCGGAGGGCGUUGACCUCCUCACACCCCCCGAGAAGGCGCUGUGCUCGCAUCUGCGGAUCUUGCCCAAGGCGUACAUGGUCAUCAAGGAGACGAUCCUGCGGGAGUACGAGGCACGCAACGGGAAGUUGAAGAAGCGGCAAGCCCGGGAGCUCAUCAAGAUCGACGUCAACAAGACCGGCAAGAUCUUUGACUUUUUCGUCGACAAUGGAUGGAUCAAGAGCUGAGCGGACAGCCGGGAGUCUCGAUAUGCCCCGAUGCCACCGGCAAUGGUCUGGCAGAGAGAGACAUGGCGGAUGCGUGCAGUGCCGGCUUUCCAGCAUGUUCAGAACGAACGGGACAGUGCGUCCCUGAGUGUCCCUCACCGCGAUCGACAGCCCUGGUGGGCAGGCCAUGGAAUUGCACCUCUGUCUUUGUUGACGAUCGAGUGCAUUUGGUUGGGGUUUUGGGAGCACAGUCCCGAAUACACCUGGUCGAUCUCUUGGGGCGGGCAUCGACUGGCACUGAUAUCGCGA
Polychytrium aggregatum is the source of this 1803-nucleotide messenger RNA. RefSeq lists its product as uncharacterized. The transcript has 12 exons. Lineage: Eukaryota; Fungi; Chytridiomycota; Chytridiomycetes; Polychytriales. Gene Ontology annotation, cellular component: nucleus; SAGA-type complex. The record is from RefSeq and is a predicted model, not a curated record. Bases 73 to 1515 code for a protein of 480 amino acids. Gene Ontology annotation, biological process: regulation of transcription by RNA polymerase II; chromatin remodeling. Gene Ontology annotation, molecular function: zinc ion binding; chromatin binding; protein binding.